Messenger RNA from Ochlerotatus camptorhynchus, 1458 nucleotides. RefSeq lists its product as uncharacterized. Lineage: Eukaryota; Metazoa; Arthropoda; Insecta; Diptera; Culicidae. The transcript has a single exon. Gene Ontology annotation, biological process: DNA integration. Gene Ontology annotation, molecular function: nucleic acid binding. The record is from RefSeq and is a predicted model, not a curated record. Bases 1 to 1458 code for a protein of 485 amino acids.
AUGUUAUGCCUCAAUAGUGUCGCUCUUGUCUUCCGAUACGUAUCCAACCUGCGUAUAAGAGUGAAACAGCAGCCGAUUAAUCUUGGACCACUUUCCACGGUGGAGCUUAGCAAAGCCGAAGAAUAUUUGUUCCGCAUUGCACAGGACGAAGGCUUCCCAGAUGAUGUAUCCACCCUGGAGCAAACACGUUCAACUGGGUCCGUGAAGUCGCUUUCGAAAACCAGCCUGCUGUACCAGUUAGAGCCUCGACUGGAUGAAAAAGGAGUACUGCGGAUGAGAACAAGGAUUGGCUCGUGUCAGUUUGCCACCGAUGACGCCAAACAAUCCAUAAUCCUGCCCGGUGACCACCACAUCACUGCUCUGAUAAUAAAGCACUACCACUACAGAUACCACCACCGUAAUCAUGAAACCGUCAUCAACGAGCUGAGGCAACGGUUUCAUAUUCCUCGUAUCCGUGUCGGCUUUGCCAAAGCCCGCAAAAACUGCCAACGUUGUAAAAACGAGACGGUCAUACCUCGCCCUCCUAUCAUGGCAGACUUGCCACCAGCCCGUCUUGCAGCAUUCACGCGUCCCUUCACGUAUGUCGGAGUAGACUACUUCGGCCCGAUGGAGGUAGUCUUGGGCAGGCGUGUGGAGAAACGCUGGGGGAUGUUGAUUACCUGCUUGACAGUGCGCGCUAUACAUAUCGAAUUGGUCUGCGCCCUCAGCACAGACUCAUGCAUAAUGGGUCUUCGCAACUUCAUCUUGCGCAGAGGCACUCCGAGAAAGAUCUACAGCGAUCGCGAUACGAAUUUCAUCGGUGCCAGUCGUGAACUGAAGGAAGCGAUGACAGCGAUUGACGAAGAGAAGAUUAUGAAGGAGUUCGUUAGCCCAGAGACGGAAUGGGUAUUCAACCCUCCCGCUGCCCCACACAUGGGUGGCUGCUGGGAACGGUUGAUCCGCACAGUGAAGACGAAUCUGAUGGCACUUCGUGUAACUCGAAAACCCACAGAUGAGGUGCUGCGUAACCUGCUUACCGAAGUCGAGGGCAUCGUAAAUUCCCGGCCCUUGACGCACGUUCCGAUUGACAGCGAUUCGGCACCAGCUCUCACCCUGAACCAUUAUCUACUCGGGUCGUCCGACGGCUCGAACGACAGUGGUGCCGCAUUGCGGCAGAAUUGGCGAACAUCCCAGAUCCUCGCAAAUCAGUUCUGGAAACGUUGGGUAACCGAUUACCUUCCAGAGAUUACCAGGCGGACAAAGUGGUUCGCACACACAAAACCGAUAGCCGUUGGUGACAUAGUCGUUAUCGUUGACUUCAAGUUACCCAUAAGCUGCUGGCCGAAAGGCAGAAUUAUUUACACUAGGGUCGGAAACGAUGGAUGCGUCCGGGCCGCAACGGUGCAGACGGCGAACGGGAUCUACGAACGGCCAGUAAGAAAACUGGCAGUGUUGGACAUUCGGCGCGAGGAGGAGUAA